Brachypodium distachyon (stiff brome) is the source of this 3230-nucleotide messenger RNA. Its product is annotated as hydroxymethylglutaryl-CoA synthase. The record is from RefSeq and is a predicted model, not a curated record. NCBI's taxonomy places the organism in Eukaryota, Viridiplantae, Streptophyta, Magnoliopsida, Poales, Poaceae. Gene Ontology annotation, molecular function: hydroxymethylglutaryl-CoA synthase activity. The transcript is spliced from 17 exons. Gene Ontology annotation, biological process: acetyl-CoA metabolic process. The coding region runs from base 254 to 2728 and encodes 824 amino acids.
CUUCCUGUAGUUACCACAGCCACCUACCGCCCCUCCACAACGGGGGAAAGAAACACCAAGGAAGGAGAAACAGAGGAUUCAAAAGGCGGCGUGCUCCGCAGGCCGCAGACUGCAGAGUGUAUAUAUACGGCGCGAGGGCGAGGCUCUCCCCCCUAUCCCUCUCGCGUCUCGCUCUCCCCCGGCCCGUCAGCCCGUGUGUUCUUCUUCUUCUCUCACUGCUGCCGAGGAGGUUUUGAAUCCAGGGGAAGGAGAGAUGGCGGCGGAGAGGAUCAAGGACGUGGGCAUCCUCGCCAUGGAUAUCUACUUUCCUCCCAACUGCGUCCUCCAGGAAGAACUAGAAACCCAUGAUGGUGUGAGCAAAGGAAAGUAUACCAUUGGGCUUGGCCAGGAUAGCAUGGCCUUUUGUACUGAAGUGGAGGAUGUCAUUUCAAUGAGCUUGACAGCGGUGAAGUCCCUGCUGGAAAAUUAUAAGAUCGAUCCAAAGACCAUUGGACGUUUGGAAGUUGGCAGCGAAACAGUAAUAGACAAGAGCAAGUCUAUUAAGACAUGGUUGAUGCAAAUAUUUGAGGAAUGUGGUAAUACUGAUAUUGAAGGAGUCGACUCCUCGAAUGCUUGCUAUGGGGGAACAGCUGCUUUACUUAAUUGUGUUAAUUGGGUCGAGAGCAACUCAUGGGAUGGGCGUUAUGGACUUGUUGUUUGCACAGACAGCGCGGUUUAUGCUGAAGGACCGGCUCGUCCUACUGGCGGUGCAGCUGCUAUUGCAAUGUUGAUUGGACCAAAUGCUCCUAUUUCUUUCGAAAGCAAAUAUAGAGGAUCUCAUAUGGCACAUGUUUAUGACUUCUACAAGCCUGAUCUUGCAAGUGAAUAUCCGGUGGUUGAUGGGAAGCUAUCGCAGACAUGCUAUCUCAUGGCAUUGGAUUCCUGUUACAAUACCUUCUGCAAAAAGUAUGAAAAGCUCGAGGGAAAACAAUUUUCAAUUGUUGAUGCAGAUUCUUUCGUAUUCCAUUCUCCAUACAAUAAGCUUGUACAGAAAAGCUUUGCUCGUUUGUACUACAAUGACUUCUUGAGAAACUGCAGCAUUGUUGACAAAGACUCAAGAGAAAAAUUGGAGCCAUAUUCGGGCUUGUCAUCUGAGGAAAGCUAUCAGAGUCGAGACCUUGAGAAGGUUUGUCAGCAAGUUGCGAAGCACCUGUAUGAUACUAAGGUUCAACCAACAACAUUGAUCCCAAAACAACUCGGGAAUAUGUAUACGGCAUCACUCUAUGCUGCUUUUGCAUCAGUCCUCCAUAAUAAACAUGACACACUGGCUGGACAGAGGAUUGUCAUGUUCUCCUAUGGCAGUGGCUUGACGUCGACAAUGUUCUCCUUCAAAAUUAAUAAAGGCCAGCACCCGUUCAGCCUGUCAAACAUUUCAAACGUACUGGACAUUUCCAAUAAAUUGGAGUCUAGGCAUGUGGUUCCGCCAAAGAAAUUUGUCGAGGCGCUGAAGCUGAUGGAGCACCGCUACGGGGCGAAAGAUUUUGUCACCAGCCAGGACAUAAGCCUGCUCGUUCCGGGAACCUACUACCUCACCCAUGUGGACUCCAUGUACAGAAGGUACUAUGCCGUGAAAGGCGACGCUGUCCCGGCGCUGGGCAACGCGGCCCUCUCCGGGGAGCGCCACCAAGAGGCCGCCUGGGACGCGCUCUUCCCCUCGGCGCUGCGGGAGUUCGCGAAGGUCAAGGACGCGGGGGUCCUGGACCCGCUGUGCAUGGUGCUCGACACCUGCUGCUCCGGCUAUGGCGGCCGCAGGAGGCUCGAGGAGCUGUGCCAUGAGGACUUGGGGAUGCCUAUACUUGUCGAGAUUGUCACUUCUGCCUCACAAUUGGUGCUCAAGGAAGAAUGGUUGGAAUGGCUUCUCUUCAAAAUCUGUGCUGAAGAGGAGAAGUUUGAAAUCUUGUUUGCAGCUUUAUGUUCAACUGACCAUGCUGUGCACAGUGAUGGUGGUGAAUCUGGAAAUGAGUUUAAUGCUAAGCAUGCGUUUCUCCUGGGUACAUUGUCAAAAUGUUUGACCAGCCGGCCUGAAGAAGUUAAUGUCUCGAACAGUUUUGCUCUCCUAGUUUUUGAUGUACAUAAGCAAUCUGCUGAGACUGUAGAUUUUACUUGCCGAGGUAGCUCUGCUCUUCCAACUGGUUGCCCUGGAAUUGAUGUCCUUGGAUACUCAUUGCUGCUCUUGAAGGACAUAUGUGCUUGGGAAUUCCCUUCAUCAGAGACUGAAGCUCCUGUUGACUCACUGUUGCAGAAUGGUCUUGUAAAGUGUCUGUUAAGAUAUCUAGGUGCGCUCGAGCCCCCAAGUACAAUAAGAAAAGCGAUGGAAAGGGCACAAGAAGAUCAUCUACCAGCUCUUGCAACUGAAAAGGUCUGCCCAUACAAUGGUUACAGGAGGGAUUUAGUCGCUGUCAUCGCUAAUUGCUUGCAUGGAAGGAAGCAAGUGCAGGAUGAGGUUAGGCAGCUAAACGGGAUUAUGCUACUGUUGCAACAGUGUGUCAUUGAUGAAGGAAAUCCAUACUUGAGGGAGUGGGGUCUGCUAGCUGUGAAGAAUUUGCUUGAAGGAAAUGAAGAAAAUCAGAGGGAGGUUUCUGAACUUCAGAUGCAAGAACCUAUUUUAACUCCAGAGAUUGCAGAUAUAGGUCUAAGAGUGGAGAUCGACAAGAAAACGGGAAAUCCAAAACUGGUCAAUUCCUCCUGAUGUAAGCUCUAUGUCGGAUCAGAGUAGUUAUUAUCUUGUGAUUGGCUAUGUCUGAACUUACUAUCUGGAUACAUGUUCAAGGUUGCACACGAAGAAGUUUUUUGUUUCACUUUGGCACUGCCCUGCUCGACUGCUCGUGACAAAAAACCAGCGGAAGCUCUCAUUUGUCAAGGUUCCUCCAGACAUCGAAGGAAGAAAAGGUUCAUCUAGACAUCCAAGGAAGAAGUGUGAAUGUUGGUGCUGCUUCUGCUCCAGGAAAAAUAGGGGUUAUAUUUCUAUUGUUAAGAAAGUCUGCCAUUUUUAAACUUUUGUGUUGGGCCAUGACCACCAGAUUCAUAAAAAUUACGUAGAUAUCAAAUGUUACCGAUUUGACUGCAGCAGAACAGUGCUGUCGGAAUGCGCAAGAUAUGUUUGCCAUUUCGCAUUUAGUUACUAAACCAUAACUAUGUCGUUCUGUGCAUGUGUGGACGCCUGACGGUCACUGACUGUUCUGCUCUGUUCU